AUUUCGCCAUUCAAUGCAGCAUGUCAGGGGCCUUUGGUGAUAAGCAGUGGCAAUCAAUGGGUGUUGUGGCCUGGGGCAUCAACCGUUGUUCUUGAGGCUUUCCCUUCUGGCCGAGUGGCAACUUCAAUUCUGUUCUAUUACUUUACUGAAAACUGACCUAAAAUAAAAAAGAUCUGUUUCCAUAUUACUCUUAUCAAUUGAAAUCUGGCGGUCACAAGCAUAUUUAUUCCCCAAUCCACAACAACUGCCCCCUAUAAAAAUCGCUUUUCAACCCCACUCCGUUGUCUCUCUAAGAAACCGCCCAACUAACGUACAAUACGACAAUCAAAAAAGAACAGUCCAUUGAUUUAAUCCGCACAACCUUCCUCUAUAUUCGCAAUUCUCUCAACCUAGUGAAACACCUUUUCCAAUAUGUCUACUGUUGCGCAAAAACGUCUUUUUCAUGAAUACAAGAAUCUCUCCACCAACCCACCAGACGGCAUCACCGCGGGCCCUGUCACUGAAGAUGACAUGUUCCAUUGGGAGGCUUUAAUCGAGGGUCCGCAAGGCACGCCUUUCGAAGGUGGCGUCUUUGCCGCUGAGCUGAAGUUUCCGAAAGAUUAUCCGUUGAGUCCGCCGACGAUGAAGUUUGUCGGUGGUGGGGUUUGGCAUCCUAAUGUGUAUCCCAAUGGAGCCGUCUGCAUCUCCAUUCUUCAUCCCCCCGGCGAUGACCCGAACCACUACGAGCAUGCGUCCGAGCGGUGGUCGCCUAUCCAGAGCGUUGAGAAGAUCCUUAUUUCGGUUAUGAGUAUGCUCGCUGAACCAAAUGAUGAAAGCCCCGCCAAUGUCGAGGCGGCAAAGAUGUGGAGAGAGCGAAGGAGCGAAUAUGAGCGCAAGGUCCGUGAUGAAGUUCGGAAAGGUUUGGGGCUGUAGAAGUCCUCCUCUUUGAGUUAGGGCAUGGUGGAGAAGAGUGACGUCUCUUUCAUUGUGCUGCGCCCGUGCUUGUAGCGCGUGGCAUAGCUUGGGGUGUAUGUAUGCAUGCAUUGUCUUCAAUUGGUGAUGGGGGUUUCGGCGUUUAUGGUGCAUUCUUUCUGUCUGGGCCACUUACUAUCAGAGCCUGUUUGUGCUCCUUACUUGCUUUUUUCUUCUCACUAAGUGGGCUUUUUGACAGAUCAGAUACAAAGUAAAUAGCUUGCUUGUCAUUGCAUAUAUAUGGGUCUUCUGGUCCUAGUCAUCUUGUUGCAAAGAGAAACUUUCCAUCUUACGAUCGACCCAUC
Messenger RNA from Aspergillus alliaceus, 1256 nucleotides. RefSeq names its product E2 ubiquitin-conjugating protein UBC7. Gene Ontology annotation, cellular component: cytosol; endoplasmic reticulum. Bases 412 to 912 code for a protein of 166 amino acids. Lineage: Eukaryota; Fungi; Ascomycota; Eurotiomycetes; Eurotiales; Aspergillaceae. The transcript is spliced from 2 exons. The record is from RefSeq and is a predicted model, not a curated record.